CUACAACGAAAUGCCAGAUUAAAGAAUGAAUCGUCCUGCUGGAGGAAUUCUCGGACGUUAUGUUGCUGCAUGCAUCUUAUCCAAUCUUGACCAGUUGCAGUGCACAGCGAUAGACGUUGCUGAUGAUCUCCGGGGACCCGCCUCUUCUAUCCAACACCUAAUCCUCACCGGUCGUGACCGACUCGGAAAAUCGCCUCUUUAAAAGCAUGCCCAUACUCUCCAAUGUUUCUUCAGUCAGCUCACGAUGGAUCCCAACACUCAUACAGUCGAGCUUACCCACUCCGCUUCCACCAGUACAUCCUCUCUCCCAAACAGUCCCACCGAGACCGUCGUUCAUCACUCUCCCGAAAAGUCCACAUCAACCGUCACCGUCCUCGACGCUGAAAAGCAGGUCAAUCCAUGGGACGGCUACGAGGAGGAUGAAAUGCCCGAAAAGAUCCAGCCGCGCCUGGUGCGCAAUCUACGGCUGCAGGCCUUCUCUAUCUACCGGAGACUAUUCUCGGUCGUGUUCUUAACGAACAUGGGUAUCUUCAUCUCCUACGCAAUUCGUGGAUAUCAUUCUCAGAAGAUCGCGCUCGUCGCCGUUGCGAAUAUAUUUAUUGCUAUUCUCAUGCGGCAGGAACACGUUAUAAACGCGCUUUUCGCAGUCGCAUGUUCUGUUCCUCAGUCAUCGCCCUUCUUCAUUCGUAAGACGGCUGCGAGGGUGUAUCACAAUGGAGGCAUCCAUUCUGGUGCUGCUGUUUCGGGUACAAUCUGGCUCGUCCUUUUGGCGGUCCAAGCGACUAGAGAACUCGUUCAAGGCAAAGAGACUUCGGUGGCGACCGUGUCACUGACGUACAUUGUCCUUGCCUUCUUAGUUGGGGUCGUUGCAUUUGCUUACCCCACCUUCCGAGUCAAGCGCCAUGACGCGUUCGAACGCAUGCAUCGGUUCAUGGGGUGGACUGCGACUGCAUUGGUUUGGUCUCAGGUCGUCGUCCUCACCAAUGAUUACAAGGGGGACAAAUCUCUCGGACACGCCUUGGUACACUCUGCUCCGUUCUGGCUCAUGAUGGUGUUGAGCUGGUCCUUGAUUCUUCCAUGGACGAAACUGCAAAAGGUUCCUGUCCGAAGCGUCGUCCUCUCCAACCAUGCUGUCCGUCUCUUCGUCGACUAUGGUCCACAUCCCGUUCCGGGCUCUUUCCAACGGUUCUCCACGGAUCCGCUCAAUGAAUGGCACAGUUUUGCCACGAUUGCUGCUCCUGGAGUGACCGGUUACUCGAUUAUCAUAUCUCAGGCAGGCGACUGGACGACGGAGAUGAUCACGAACCCACCGAAGGAGAUCUGGGUGAGGGGUAUCCCGACGUGUGGUGCGCUUCGGAUUGUGCCUCUGUUCCGGAGGGUGCUGUUCGUUGCUACCGGCAGUGGUAUUGCACCGUUCACGCCUCACAUACUGAGUGGUAAGAUUGAGCAUAAGCUGUUUUGGAUGGCACCGAAUACGCGUGCAACAUUUGGAGACCCGUUAGUUGAUGAUAUAUUGGCGGCGAGUCCUGGUGCGGUGGUGUACGAUACGCGAAAGCAUGGGAAGCCCGACAUCGUCAAGCUCACGAACCGUCUUGUGGAUGAAUACAAGCCGGAAUGUGUUUGUGUUAUUUCCAACCAGAAGCUGACGGAGAAAGUGAUUUAUGGUCUUCGAAGCAGAGGUAUACUCGCAUUUGGGGCUAUUUUCGACUCAUAGACAUCUUUCGAUAUCUGUCUCCUCCCUCUCUCGCUUAACAUAUAAUGUCCCUCCAAAGCCUGACAUAGUGUACUCAUUGCGUCUGCGACACGAUGAGAAGUAUAUAGAAAACCCUUAGGGCCAUUCGUAGAUGUAAAGAAGUCUUCUACUCCACUUAAUUGA
Molecule: messenger RNA, 1876 nt
Organism: Desarmillaria tabescens
Lineage: Eukaryota; Fungi; Basidiomycota; Agaricomycetes; Agaricales; Physalacriaceae
Exons: 7
Coding region: 245-1714 (489 amino acids)
Source: RefSeq, a predicted model, not a curated record